AUGAAUAGCGAUGUACAAACUAUAGAGAGGUCUACUGCUAAGAAACCUUCAAAUAAAAAGAAUAGUCUUAAUAGAAAGCAGAAUUUUAAAAAUGGGACUAAUAAAAAGUCUAAGAAGUCUAUAAAUAAUAAUCCAGAGACCAACCUUUCUAAUGAUGAUAAACCAAAUAAAAUAAAUAAUAAAAUUUCCCCAAAGAGUUUAAAUGACAAGAGAAAAGGUAAUCAAGGAUAUUCAAAGAGAACAAAAGCUAAAUCAAUUUCAAGUGAUAAAAAUGGGGGAAUUAAACCAGUAGUUAAAAAUGAAAAUAAAGAGAGAGAAAUUGAUGACUUUAAGAAAAGAUUUGGAGAAAAAAGCUUAGUUUUAUUUAAUGAUGGGAAAUAUGUUUCAGUAUAUGGCAUUAGCUUGAGAAAUUUUUCCUUCAAAGACGUUUUCAAAACUGAUGAUUUUAGACUAUGCGUACCGUAUAAUUAUCCUGAAUCUCCAUUAAAGUUGACAUUGCGUAAAAGUCUAAAAGAGCAGAAUAAUAAUCAAACAAGGAAGUUGGAACUAUUUAUUAAGAAUUUCAAUUAUAAAGCGAAAACUAUGCAAAAGGAAAACUACACUUUAGCAGAGCAGUUGAACUACCUAAUACAGGAAAAAGAAAUAUUAUUAAAGAAAGAAUUUUAUGAAAUAGACAAACUUAAGAAAGAAUUCUAUUCACAAUUAAAUUAG
Molecule: messenger RNA, 711 nt
Organism: Vanderwaltozyma polyspora DSM 70294
Lineage: Eukaryota; Fungi; Ascomycota; Saccharomycetes; Saccharomycetales; Saccharomycetaceae
Gene: SMU2
Product: Smu2p
Exons: 1
Coding region: 1-711 (236 amino acids)
Source: RefSeq, a predicted model, not a curated record